This is a messenger RNA of Ornithorhynchus anatinus (platypus), 1330 nucleotides long. It is a transcript of the gene C2H6orf58, whose product is annotated as chromosome 2 C6orf58 homolog. Lineage: Eukaryota; Metazoa; Chordata; Mammalia; Monotremata; Ornithorhynchidae. The coding region runs from base 1 to 1092 and encodes 363 amino acids. The record is from RefSeq and is a predicted model, not a curated record. The transcript has 6 exons.
AUGCUUCCACCGUAUGUCCUGAUCUUUGUGUGCGCUGGAUUCCUUCCAGCUUCCAUGGCAGAAAGCUCUGCUCAGUAUCCCCCAUUGUGGGACGUCACCCCCGGUCGGUUCCAGGACUACCCUUUUGAGGCAAACAGAUUCAUCAUCAAUCCCUGGAACUAUUUGGAGAGAAUGGGAAUGUACAAGAUCUUGCUAAGCCAGUCUGCUAAGUACUUCUCUGAUCUGGGUCCAAAUAAUGAGGAAAACCUGCUCUGGGGGCUGCCUCUCCAACACGGCUGGCAGUUUCAUACAGGGAGAUUGGCUGACCCGACCAACGUCACUACCUGUGGCUAUGAAGCUGGAGAUCCCCUCUGCAUAUCCGAGGAAAGCUGGUGGGCUUGCAUGAAUUAUCAUCUUUGUACUCUUCCUGUCCUUGCUGCCGUGGAUGCUGGAAUAAUGGGAGUUUCAUCAGAUCAAGUGCAACUUCUGCCACCACAGAAUGACCAGGAGAAUUUCUGUUAUAAUGUGACUGACUGUGAGUCAGCCUUCCCAGAAGUUAUGGGUAAAUGGAAAGCGUUUUAUGAGUAUGUGGUAUCAUCUGAGUCUUCUGAGCCGCCUGCAGAAAGGAUGGAUAACUUGUUAAAACUCAUGUGGGACGUUCAUGUGGAAACCCUUGAAGCUGGCGGACCGAGAUGUGCUGCCAAAUUGCCAUAUUAUGACCCACCCGAAGGUGAUUUUGGGAACAGCUGGGUCACUGCAGUGGACUUUAUCUCCUUCCUUCGCUUCCCCACCACACAAGGGCAAACAGCCACAUUCCAGAGCAGCCUCCCCCAACGGUUGCUCAUUUCGGGAGAUUCCGCCCCCUUCAUACCUGAUUUCACCCCCAUGCAGAAUCAAGUCUUGUUUAUGCUAAACUCUCUUCACCAAAUGAAUACGGCCUCAGGAGAUAAGUUGUUGAAGCUUUGGAGACUAGCAAUGAAAUUCAAAGCAAUGCGAGAAAUGGCACUGAAACUGCUCAAUCUGAUUAUUUCAAGUCAAGAUUUACCUUCUGAGCAAGUAGAUGUCCUCUUCAACACAUUGAACAGAUAUUUAUCUGCAAAUAAGAUCAGCUGAUUUAAAUAGUCCUAAUGGUUGGAUUCCUGUUGUGAAUUUUGUUUUGCCUCUGUGCUUUUUUACCCAAUUUCGUGUGCCUUUUUUAAGGGAAUUAAUGUUCCUAAAACUAAUUUUCCCAAUUAGUAAUACUUAUUUUCUCAUUUCCCACUAAUUAAAAAAUGUCUAGCUAAAAUACAAAUGAGACUACAGUUCAUUUCUCUACAGAUUGCUCUGUAAUUAAUGAAAAUCUGAAAUAAAG